Molecule: messenger RNA, 576 nt
Organism: Cokeromyces recurvatus
Lineage: Eukaryota; Fungi; Mucoromycota; Mucoromycetes; Mucorales; Mucoraceae
Exons: 1
Coding region: 1-576 (191 amino acids)
Source: RefSeq, a predicted model, not a curated record
AUGUCUGUGGGUGAUACUGAAAGUAACUGGUUUGACCGCCAUGUAAUGGCAGUUUACAGAGACAGUCAACAUGAAUAUAAUCUUCGUUUAGCAGCUGCUGGUUUCCCAUUUUCGAUAGCCCCUAUUCGAUUCAUUCGUUUUAUUUGGAGAUUAUUUGGAUCACUUAAACUAUUUGAGUGGGUUUCUGGAUUUGAUGCUGAAACCUUAAGACAGGCUCGUAAUCCUGGAUUUUAUGAUCCUUGGGACCCUAAUGAAAUAACGCUGCAUAAUCCUGAUUAUUUUGGUUUGUUUAAAGCAAAAUUGGAUUGGACGAUGGUUAGAUGCAUGGAUGUACGCCAUAAAUGGAUAGGAAAUAGAGAUUACAGUGCAAGUGAUCAUGCUUAUUUAAUGGUUAAAGUAACACCGGAUUCAAAGGAGAAAGUUGAAAAUGUUCACGAAAUAUGGAAAACAAGACGUCAACAAUGGCAACCAAAUGGAUCUGCCCCUUAUAGACGUACUGCUAUUGGUGUCUCAGUUCUAUUAUUGGUUGUCAUCCUUCUUGCUAAUUGGAUCAUUUAUUUGUUUACUUUACUUUAA